UUUUUUUUGGUAGAAUCAGAAGCUGUAUUUAGGUGUGAAAUCAUUCGAUGGAGACGCCAACAGAAUCUGGGUAUCACUUGAUCUCUGCUCUGGAGCUUCCUACAGAUGGCGGGAAUCGCUGUUGCUCGCUCUGGUCUGUUUCAUGCAAAUGCUAGCAAAUCAAAGCCAUUGGCCGCAAAUACUCCCCAAUUGCGUAAAGAAUUCACGCCACCUCCCCCGGCAUUUAUUUCCUUGAAUCAGCGGCGACACGAAGUACUUCCGUCCCAGUCUCUUCAAACUAGUUGGAUUAGGUGUUAUGAUACAAGUAAGGCAGCUUCUGCUAAAUCUGAAGAAAAUGCAAAACUUGCGUACUUUGGCAGAGAUACAAUUGCCCAUGCUGCUGCUAAGACCGCUCCUGCUGUCGCUCGUCUAUGUGCUCCAAAUCGAGGGCAAAAUGUUGACGGGGAGAUAGGUUCUGGAACUGCGAUUCAUAAGGAUGGCUACAUUUUAACAUGUGCUCAUGUUGUCUUCGACAAAACGAACAUGGUAUAUUCAGCCGAUGGGCAGGUUCUCGUACGUUUGCAAGAAGCCAAGAAAGAUGUUGUAGGCCAAGUUGUUGAUGCUUACGUGGAUCUUGAUAUUGCCAUUGUAAAGACUGAAAAACCAACUUCUCCCCUUUCAACAGCAAAAGUUGGCUCAUCUAGUAAGCUUCGUCCUGGAGACUGGGCAAUAGCCAUGGGCUGUCCACUUUCCCUUCAACACACUGUAACGCUUGGGAUUAUCAGCUGUGUUCAUCGCGCGGGCAAUGAGUUGGGACUUGAAGGAAUGAUGGAGUAUCUACAAACAGAUUGUGCAAUCAAUCCAGGAAACUCUGGGGGUCCUCUUUGCAAUGUUGAUGGAGAAGUAAUUGGUGUCAAUGUUGAGAAUGUGAAGCCGGACAUAGCAUCUGGAGUGAGCUUUGCUGUACCGGUUGAUCUUAUUUCAGCUAUCAUAAAGCCCUUCCAGAAUUUUCAUAGGCUUGUACGGCCGGAUUUCGGAUGGAUUGUGCGGAACAUCAGUGGGGAGAACUUCGAAGCACUUAAACAAAGUUACCCCACAUUUCCUAAUGCUAAAGAUGGCGUCUUUGUACAAAAGGUAUUUAAAGGAUCCCCUGCUGAUCAUGCGGGCAUUCGAACCGGUGAUGUUAUUGUGGGAUUUAACGGGAAACAAGUUCGGAACAUCAAAGAGAUGAUGGACGCUAGAGGGGAGAGAUAUGGGGAAUCUGUCAUAGUAAAUGUGAAGAGAGCCAGGGAUGCUCCGGUUCCUCUGGCCAUAACUUUCAAGGAGAAAGAUGUCGCUUAGAUGUGUGGGAAAUCCGAGGCCUCCGCUUUGAUCAAAGCACAGUGGUUUGCAGUACAAUAAAAGUCCAAGUGAUCUGUUACCUUGGAUCCUUUAUUUCAUGAGAGGACCGUAAUGUGUAUAUAUCAUGUCAUGAACAACCUCGAUCUCCUGGUAGAGUAAAAUGUGAAUAUUUUGUUUGCAAGUGAUCCAGCAC
This is a messenger RNA of Eucalyptus grandis, 1513 nucleotides long. RefSeq names its product putative protease Do-like 14. Bases 106 to 1320 code for a protein of 404 amino acids. The transcript is spliced from 11 exons. The record is from RefSeq and is a predicted model, not a curated record. Gene Ontology annotation, biological process: proteolysis. Gene Ontology annotation, molecular function: serine-type endopeptidase activity; protein binding. NCBI's taxonomy places the organism in Eukaryota, Viridiplantae, Streptophyta, Magnoliopsida, Myrtales, Myrtaceae.